UUUCUAAAUCAGUGAGCAACGAGCUGCAUAAAAACAUGUAAAGGACUACAGGAGCUCCAGACGCCAACUGAAUGUCAGCAAUUGCACUUUAACGAAACAAAAGGCAAGGUUGUCCAGCUGCUGGACUAAAGAAAGACUAACGACUUUUAAUUCGGGGAUCUGGAACAAAAAUCGUUCUUUUUUUUUUUUUUUUGAGGACGACACCUUAUUUUUGCUGGGAACCUUAAACAAACUGAUAACCUUUAAGCUCUGCGAGAACACAGAAAUGGAGUCGCGCAUCUAUGCCUCGGGGAUGGCUGCCAAGCUGAGGAGCCAGUGGGAUCGCGACGAAGGCCUGGGACAGAACCACAACGCGGUGAAAUUCCUGGGUCAGGAUUAUGAGUCUCUGAAAGGCCAGUGUCUACGCAGCGGGAGGCUUUUUGAGGAUAACCUGUUCCCAUGUGCUGCAUCGUCGCUGGGAUUCAAUGAGCUUGGUCCAAGAUCCUCCAAGACCAGCGGCGUCCGUUGGAUGAGACCCACGGAACUCUGCAAGCGGCCCGAGUUCAUCGUGGAUGGAGCUACUCGCACGGACAUCUGUCAGGGAGCUCUGGGUGACUGCUGGCUGCUCGCAGCUAUCGCCUCACUUACCUUAAACGACAAUCUUCUGCACCGAGUGGUUCCUCAUGGACAGUGCUUCAAGCAGGAAUAUGCCGGCAUCUUUCACUUUCAGUUCUGGCAGUUUGGCGAGUGGGUGGACGUGGUGAUCGAUGACCGGCUGCCGGUGAAAGACGGGAAGCUGCUCUUUGUCCACUCGGCGGAGGGAACCGAGUUCUGGAGCGCUCUGCUGGAAAAGGCUUACGCCAAGCUGAACGGCUGCUACGAGGCUCUGUCAGGUGGGAGCACGUCAGAGGGAUUCGAGGACUUCACGGGCGGCGUGACGGAGAUGUACGAUCUGAUCAAGGCGCCUCCCGACCUCUUCAGCAUCAUCAGCAGAGCCGUGGAGAGAGGAUCUCUGCUCGGCUGUUCUAUUGAUAUCACCAAUACUUCCGACAGGGAGGCUGUCACAUUCAAGAAGCUGGUAAAGGGACACGCCUACUCGUUGACCGGCGUGGACGAGGUGAUGUACAGAGGAAGCAUGACUAAGCUGGUUCGCAUGAGGAACCCGUGGGGGGAGAUGGAGUGGACCGGACCCUGGAGUGACAACUCCAGAGAGUGGAGUUUAGUGGAUAGUUCUGUGAGGGAUCGACUACAAAACCGCAGCGAAGACGGCGAAUUUUGGAUGGCGUUCAGUGACUUCCUGCGGGAGUUCAGCCGCGUGGAGAUCUGCAAUCUGACGGCGGACACCCUGGAUAACACCCAGAUGAAAAAGUGGAGCUCCUCGUUGUUUCAGGGGGAGUGGAGGAGAGGAAGUACCGCCGGAGGCUGCAGAAACUACCCAGCCACGUUCUGGCUGAACCCUCAGUUUAAGAUCAGCCUUCAGCACCCAGACGUCCCCGGAAAACCAGACUGCAGCUUUUUGGUCGGCCUCAUGCAGAAAGACCGCAGGAAGAAACGGCAAGAGGGCAAAGACAUGGAAACUAUAGGAUUCGCUUUGUAUGAAGUUCCAGAUGAGUUUAAAGGGAGCUCCAAUGUCCACCUCAAACGAGACUUCUUCCUCAGCCACGCCUCCAGCGCUCGAUCCGAACUCUUCAUCAACCUGCGGGAGGUCAGCUCUCGGCUGCGGCUGCCGGCUGGAGAGUACAUCGUUGUUCCCUCCACCUUUGAGCCCAACAAAGAAGCCGACUUCGUCCUCCGAGUGUUCUCGGAGAAACCUGCAGAUUCAGAGGAGCUGGACGAUGAUGUAGUAGCCGAUCUUCCUAAAGAGAUUCGCCUGGAUGAGAGCCAGAUUGACGCCGGCUUUAAGAGUCUCUUCAGACAGCUGGCAGGACCGGACAUGGAGAUCAGUGUCACAGAGCUCCAGAACAUUCUCAACAAGAUCAUCAGCAAACAUAAGGACCUGAAAACGGACGGUUUUACACCUGAGGCUUGUCGUAGUAUGAUCAACCUCAUGGACACGGACGGCAGCGGGAAACUGGGCCUGACAGAGUUCCAUGUGCUCUGGGAAAAGAUUAAGAGAUACCUGACCAUCUUCAGACAGUUUGACUUGGACAAAUCUGGCACCAUGAGCUCCUAUGAGAUGAGAAUUGCUCUUGAAUCUGCAGGCUUCAAGCUGACCAACCACUUGUUCCAGCUGAUCAUCCUGCGGUACACAGAGGAGGACAUGAGCGUCGACUUUGACAACUUUGUCACCUGUCUGGUCAGACUGGAGACCAUGUUUAAAACCUUUAAGACUUUGGACACAGAUGGAGACGGUCAAAUUUCCCUCAACUUCUUUCAGUGGAUCACCCUGACCAUGUUUGCCUAGACCUGCUGCUCCAGGCUUCACUGUUUCAGAAGUGCCUUCUCUGAACCAGUUCUUCCUCCGUUCCACCAGUCAAACGCUUCAGAAGAGCCGACAUUCACGAUCGCAGUGCCUGCAUGAAAAAAAAAAUCGAUCCACUCCAUAAAUACUGUAGCUCACUCUUGGUGCUGGCAGACAUUUUUACCUCCUUGAACUGAUGUCCGUGAUCUUCUGGUAAACUUUUUCUUUUUUUUUUAAAGCGUAGCAACAUUAUAUCAGUGAAAGUUACAUUUUAGCUUUUGGAUUUGAGGUCACAGAGGACCAAACAUUAUUAACACAAGAUUGAUUUUGACAAUAAUUAAUGAGAAAACUGAAAUGCACAAAGACCACGAGUGCCAUUUUAACCCCUUUGAAUGAGGAUGAAUAUUAUAGAUAUGCAAACAGUGAAGGAUUUUCCUUAACGUGUCAACAAUCAUAAAAGAAUGUGAAGGGAUUUAGUUGAUUUGUUUAUCUUUCGGUAAUUCCAAGAUUUCCCUGUAAUAAACUGUUUAAAAUCCACAUUUUUUAAGGUUUAUCUUUAAUGGAUUUUAAUUGAUUUUCCAUUAAAUUGAAAUGCCUAUAAGUUGUUUUUUAACUGUAUGAUGCUGCAUCACCUCUAAGGAGAGGAAUUAGGAGACAUAUAUGAAUAAAAAAGGGUUUUUUUUGUUUGUUUUUUUUGGCGUACAUGUGGGUGUUGCUUACAGUCUUCCAACUUUUGCCAAACUUUGUGCCAAACUUGAGCAGUCCUUCAUGUUUAUGCAGAGACGAUGGGAUUGCACUGUAUUAUAGGGAAUGUGUUUACUUCUUUGUGUCCCAGCUUUAAUGUACACCUGCUAUUCAUGUGGGGUUUUUCUGACAAAGACAUCUGAUUUUUUAUUUUUGUUUUAGGAAGAUAUGUUCAAUGUUUAGAGGUGGUGGUGGUGAAUAUUUAUGUAAGAUGGAUGGAUAUGUUUGGAGCAUGCGAUGUGAACCCCAAACUGGUUUUUAUCUGGGAAACAAAGUGUUUACUUUAUGAGAUUUACCCGUCACUUCUGAAUAACAUAGUGUUGUGAUUUUAUUUUUUCCUCUCCAGCAUUAAACCUUUAAGUAUUUCAUAUAUAAUAAACACUCUUUAUAGCCAGUUUUUCAGCUUUGGUGUUCUUUUGUUUUUAAAUCUGAAAUAUUUCUCAUGAAAAAGCAGCUUUUUAAGCUUCAUGCUGACCUGUGUUCAGGUAUUGCAAUGUAAUGCUUAUGUAACAGUUUAAUGUUUACAGGAUCCACCUUGAACCUGGACUCCAUCUGCUUUACAGUGCACCUUUCUUUGUUCAACCUCUCACUUUCGAAAUAAACAUCUAGAUUUCUCUAA
Molecule: messenger RNA, 3743 nt
Organism: Oryzias melastigma (Indian medaka)
Lineage: Eukaryota; Metazoa; Chordata; Actinopteri; Beloniformes; Adrianichthyidae
Gene: capn1
Product: calpain 1
Exons: 22
Coding region: 266-2383 (705 amino acids)
Biological process (GO): proteolysis
Cellular component (GO): cytoplasm
Molecular function (GO): calcium ion binding; calcium-dependent cysteine-type endopeptidase activity
Source: RefSeq, a predicted model, not a curated record